UUCUCUGGCUAUUUCUGGCUGGUAGUCAGGGUUGUCGAUCAGGGUAUGCACUAGUAAGGAAAACUAACCAAACUGGGAAAAUCUUCAUUUAAUAAGCAUUAAGAAAACAACUCUGAGGGUAUGCAGUACUUUAAUGCAUGCAUGAAAUGCACACCACUGCUGGUAGUUUAUGGUAGUUGGUAGCUUAUGAUGAUAGUAAUAUGAUUUAAAAAAAUCUUGAAUUACAUUAUUUUUAGGUACUCUGUACUACUAUCGACUUGUAAAUCUAUGGUUUUUAGUGUUUUUAAAACUAUUUUUUUUUGACUUCAGUAGCAAUUAUGCCCUCCAACAUUAUUUUCAAAAUACAUACCUUCAAUGUACCUGUUACAGUUUUUAUUAUAAGUAUAGAUUUUUCUAAUAAUUUAAUUUAAUUGUAUAAUAUGUAAGUAUUUUAUUUUAAUUUAUUGCAUCUUCCCGUCGCGACAUCUUUUCGUUCGAAAUGUGCAAAAGGAUGUUUGAACAAAUAAAUAGUAUAACAAUAGGGAUCGUGGGAUACUAAUCCUAGGGGGAUUCAAUCUCUCAUUAUUGUAUCCCCACACCUUUGUAUCACUUGCAGUCAAUCCUUUAAGAUCAUACUCGUAUUUAUAAUAACUAAAAAUUAAAAUUGUUUGCCCACCUACUACUAUUUUGUCUGUAGAUGUAACAAACUUUUUUGUAUCCUCCUUGUUUCCACAUAUUUUUCUUAUUAUGCAAAUAAAAUAAGGUGAUAUAUAUUUGCCUAAAAUUCAUUAAAAAAAAAUAGUAAUGUCAGCAUUGACUUACAUGUACAGUUUGUCAGAAGACAUCAAUUGAAUUAUGCACAAAUUGUUUGUUUCUUCAUUAUAAAAUAAUUGUAAACAAUUUAAAAUGCACACGAUUGGAUUGCCGCGCACAUGUUUGGGCUUCACAAAUUUGUUAUUCUUUAUAACUGGAUUCAUAGGCUGCGUUAUAUGCAUUUGGUGUAUCGUUAACACGGAGUUCUUCCGCGAAGUUAACUACACUGUGACAAAGAGUUCACUCGUGGCUACUAUUGCUAACUUCGUUAACCUGAAGCUUUGGGUUACCCCCGUAACAACAAUUCUCAUACCAAUAGCGAUAAUAACAAUGCUCAGUUCUUGUUGUGGGAUAUUGGGCGCCGGGUGUAAAAUGAAAUGUGCCAUCAAGUCUUACAUAUUUCUUACUACAGUGUUAUUGACGACUGCCUUUUGGCUAUUUUUCAUAUCAGGGGUAUACAACAUUUAUACGAACAAUCAAAAUACCUUGAGAUAUAUGAAAUCCACUAUCUCGAGUAAUUAUGGUAAGGAGAACGAUCUUAUAACUUACGUAUGGGACUACAUUAUGGUGAACUACGAAUGUUGUGGAGCAGUUGACUACAAAGAUUUUAUUGACACAAAAUGGCAUAGAUCCAAUUUGGAUAAACUUUAUCCUAUACAAUGCUGCAAAUUGAAAAACCAGACAGGUUUGGUACCAAUAUCUGAUGAUUGCACUAAAAGUACUGAACCAGAAGCACAAUCUAAUACAAAUGUUAGUUGUUUCAACUCUCUCAGAACUUCAAUUGGAGACAACAAGGGAAAAAUAAUAUUCUACAUGAUUUUCUUUGGUUUGGCAUACUCAGUUCUAGUCCUGUUUGCGUAUUGCAUUAUUAGAGGAGAACCUCUAAUUACAGCUAUAACUGGAAAUCCGCGUGGUUUGUUACUGAAACGUCAAGAACAAACUAAUAGAGAAAUACCUUCAGGUACUUCGUUGGAUAACAUGAUGUUUAUGGAAGAACCACCACAAAGAGUUGUCAGGGUUGUGUCAGCGAUCAACCCCUUCCAAACGUACAAAUUCACACCCAAUGUGCACGAUACCAGAUCUAAUACAUAUUCGUACGACAUGAGAUCAGAUUUUAAAUAAAAUUUUAAGCAUAGUUCUGUUUUCUUUUACUCAAUAAGUAUAAUAUGAAAUCCUUAACUUCUUGUUUAUUAGUUAGCUUAUGUUGUUAUUUGUAUUUGAAAUCAGUUGAAAUUUUUAAACAUCUUUCCACCUGACUCCUUUUGUGUAAGAAACUCCUUUCAUCAUAAUCGAAAAAUGAAUAAAAAAAUCUUAAUGUCGUGAAGCUAUUAAUUUCUUUUUAAAUCAAGAAAAGACGUCUAUGCCUAACUUAUGUUGUAAAUUAUUGGCAUUAGUUGGAAAUUGAUACAAAGAUAACUAAGAUAUAUUGUAAAAAAAUGCAUAAAUAACUAAAAUAUAUUUAUAGCCUCAAUGACUAUAAAUAUAUCAUAGUUAAUUUUGAAUUUUUUGUUGUUGUAGAAGAGGAAAAACGCCGGGGCAUAUCCGGACGGCUUAUACGGACUAAAAUAGUACCUUGUCAGCAUGGAACCGCGAGAAUAUCUAAGCUCAUAAUAUGGGAUUCUUACUAUUCCUUAAAAAAUUAAAAAAAAGGUAAAGAUACCCUUUCAAGAGUUCUUGG
Bicyclus anynana (squinting bush brown) is the source of this 2470-nucleotide messenger RNA. Its product is annotated as tetraspanin-1-like. The record is from RefSeq and is a predicted model, not a curated record. Lineage: Eukaryota; Metazoa; Arthropoda; Insecta; Lepidoptera; Nymphalidae. Gene Ontology annotation, cellular component: membrane. The coding region runs from base 886 to 1914 and encodes 342 amino acids. The transcript has a single exon.